AUGGACGGCGGCAGCAGGCUCAACAUCAUCUAUGCCGACACACUGGAGGCAAUGGGCAUUUUGAUGUCCCGACUCAGCAAUAGCAAUAUGCAGUUCCACAGGGUAAUCCCCGGGAAGAAGGCCAAGUCACUCGGCCAGAUCGCUCUCGACGUCGUAUUCGGCGGAGAGAAAACCUUCAUGAAGGAGCGACUGACUUUUGAAGUGGUAGACUUCCGGAGUGCUUACCACGCCAUCCUGGGUAGGCCUGCCUACGCACGUUUCAUGGCCCGUCCAUGUUACGUGUAUCUCAAACUUAGGAUGCCAGGGCCGAAUGGUGUGAUCACUAUCACGGGCAAUCAGAAGCUAGCCGAGGAGUGCCUCCAGAAGGGCUCCCGGAUCGCUGACGAGCAAAUGGCGUUGGCCGAGCUGGACGAAUACAAGAAGAUUGUGGAUUCGAGUGAUCUGUUGAAGUCCAAGAAGCCGGCUGUGGAAUCCGCUUUCCAGUCGGCCGGAGAGACGAAACCAGGGCACAUUCAUCAAGAUGAUCCGAAUGUCACCCCUACCAACAUCUCCACCACCCUUGACAGCAAAUAG
This is a messenger RNA of Aegilops tauschii subsp. strangulata, 573 nucleotides long. RefSeq lists its product as uncharacterized. NCBI's taxonomy places the organism in Eukaryota, Viridiplantae, Streptophyta, Magnoliopsida, Poales, Poaceae. The record is from RefSeq and is a predicted model, not a curated record.